AUGAAAAUAUUCGUUAGUUCCCUCGAUGCUCCUGUGGGAUACACAACACCUAAAUUCCCAUCACUAUAUUGGCCCUUAGGCUCACAAACCGCUCAGUACCAACGACUGUUCUUGUACUACCUGUAUGAUGUAUGGAAGUUCACCGUGUUCUGGUUCUUGAUUUUGUUUGGAGGAAUACAUGCGAUAGCUGCAACCAUGGCAAUCUUCAAUCAAAAUUUCAGCUUGUAUCGACACAAAAUUUCCGCCUAUAAGCUCAAUGUUUUUUGGGCCGUGCUGAUAUUUGUCACAUACCUAGUGAUAGGUUUGGUGCAGGGCCUUGCUAGCGGAGCCGUCAUAGGAUUGCUUCUACAGGCUAUUUAUCAUGCUGGUUCACUUACCAUGAGUACUUGGAUUCCCUUUACUUGGAGCGCAGUGGGAACUGUGUUUCUCGUAUGUAUGGGAUAUCUGACGAGUUCCAUAAUACUAUAG
This is a messenger RNA of Meyerozyma guilliermondii ATCC 6260, 468 nucleotides long. RefSeq lists its product as uncharacterized. The coding region runs from base 1 to 468 and encodes 155 amino acids. The record is from RefSeq and is a predicted model, not a curated record. NCBI's taxonomy places the organism in Eukaryota, Fungi, Ascomycota, Pichiomycetes, Serinales, Debaryomycetaceae. The transcript has a single exon.